AUGCUUUGCCGCAGGCCAGACUUUGGAAGUCUCGAAGUCAAACCGACCUUUCAGUUUUCAGUUGCCAUCGUGCCCAUGGCGACAAGUGCCCCGCUCCUGGGCAAGGCCGCCCACAGCAAGGCAUCGAUCUUCUAUGGGGCAGAUGAGUAUCUUGAGGAGCUUAAGAAGAAGUACGCACACGACCACGAAAUUGCUGCGUUGAAGAAUGCUCUGCCGGGCGAGGGGGAUCCUAAUGCUGCAGGCGUUGCCCAGAGCAGCGACAAGAUGCUCUCCGUUCAGAAGAACAAUGAGAACAGGAGCUUGAAGACCAAUCGGCUCUUCCCGACACCGAACAAGCCAGACCCGAUGCCGCAGAACCUGGCAUUCCUCUUCACCAAGAUCACGCCGGAGCAGAUGAUCUACAUGUGGAAUGUCCUUACCGCAAUUUUCUGCACUCAAGUGCUGAUGGUGAUCGGCUACUGUGCAGCCUUGGCUACCUUUCCGGACUACUGGUGGACCUGCACGCUUUGCUUCGGUCUCCCGUUCUCGUACAUCGCCAUCCAGAACAUUUACAUCGAUCACGAUGUGAUGCACGGCGCCACUUUCCCGGUUUACGAGUGGCAGCGCUUUUUGACGCAUCCAUUUGCGGACUUUUUCAGCCUCCCGUGGGAGGAAUUCGUGCUGGAGCACAACAGGCAUCAUGCCUCAACUGUGGACUUGCUGAUCCAGGGCGAGUUCGGCUGGGACCCUGAGGAGUUCCAUUACGCCCUCCAGCAGUGGGCCGGGCCAUGGAGCUCCAACUGGUACAAGUACCUGCUCACCGUCCCCUUUAUCCCGGUGAUCCAUUUCUUCGGUCUCAAUGAUACCGGCUCUCUGUUUGCCUUGGAGUGGUGGAUGCACUUCCCCGACGAGGGUGCAGGUGGCAAGUGCAACAAGGAGUUCUGGAGCAAGUGGAUUCCCCGCCGAAUCAAGCACAAUGCCUUCGUGCUCUCCCUGUGGGCCUGCAUUUGGCUGCUUGGUACCUACCCUCUGGGACGUCCGCUGAGCGAGGGGUGGCGGUUCAUGUUCACCGUGUCCUUCUUCGCUCGCAUCGGCUACUCCGCGGCCUGGAUGUUCAUUACCAACUUCACUCAUAGCUUGCCUUGGAACGAGUUCCUGGCACAGGACCCGGGCCGCACAUGGCCUGUUCUUCACAACGUGAUGGCCAUGGUUCUGGGAGGAAAGCACCGCUGGAACGAGAUGCUCUUCCACGACGUCCAUCACGCUUUUCCAAACGCUGUCGGCACGCUCAGCCAGCGCGGCCGCUUCCACGGCUGGGAGAAGGUUCAUGAUGCAGCGGCGGAAGUCCUGCACCGAGGGCUCUGGAAGCCUAAUGGCGAUGAGGAGACACAGAUGCAGAAGACUCAGAAGAAGCGAUCCAUGAUGAUGCAGCAGGGCAAGGCCCAGCUUGUACAGAACCUCUGUGCGCCACGGGGCAUGCGAGGAGCCUGGACAGGAGACGCCAGAAAGCCGUUCCUGGAGUACAUGGGCUCGACUGCAGCUUUUGUCGUGACCGGGGGCUGGCGGGACGGUGUCUCGCGGAACGGUGUCGCACAAGCAGGCCAAGCCAUCACUCACUGGCAACCAGGACAGCUCCUCCCCGGCCCUGUCUCCUUCGAGCCAGGCCCUUGGCAUUGGUGUCACCGGCCAGUCUGGAAGGUCGAUCCCCGUCAUGCCCAGCGCAGGUCCACAGUAUCGAGAUGCAGAAAUGCAGAGCGAGAAGUGGUCCACGGAUUUCGGCCGAAUAGUUGGAUCACCGAAGGUGCUCGAGUGGCAUCUUUCGUGCGACUCAACGGCUUCCUCCUCAGGACUCACAUUACAAGCCUCCUCUCUGCGUUGGCAGAGGAUGGAUGGCUGGAGGCCUGGGAGAAGGAUCGGCUUUGCAGUUCGGCACGGGAUGCCGAAUCGCGCUGGGCACAAAGCUUCCUCCAGAUCUACAUGCGCUUCGUUGAGACGGACGAUGUCGCCACGUUUGUGGCGGGCCUGAAGGCUCAGGAGCGCCGAGUCAUGACUCGCUGCAGAUCAGCCCGUGGCGGCGGUGCCUUGGCUGAUGUGGUGGGUCUGCGCUGCGUGCUACUACUUCUGCCCUUGCUAUUUACGAGGUCGCUGGCAGGCUUCGCAGCAUCAAAGAACUCCAUCAAGUUGGCUGCAUCCACUGGUACGCUUAGCCCACAGAAUCUUGCUGAACCAACAGAGGUGGAUCUCUUGGAGGAUGCCGACUCCCCGAAAGAAGUGCCAUUUGCCCUGCCAAGAGUGCAGGCUGCGGCGCCCGAGAAGCUAGACUCUGAGGUUGGUGUCCUGUCCCUCUUGGCAAGCGACCGGACCUGGACGGUGAUCUCCUUUGUGGUGGGCUAUGCCAUCGUGCAGUACUUCCUUUCCUCUAGUGACAAGGCAAGCGGCUGUGAAGCCGUCAAGACGGAUUGA
This is a messenger RNA of Symbiodinium sp. CCMP2456, 2442 nucleotides long. NCBI's taxonomy places the organism in Eukaryota, Dinophyceae, Suessiales, Symbiodiniaceae. The record is from the annotation of a GenBank genome assembly.